AAAUACUUGUGAAGCCAGUGCGCGUGUGCUGUGAUUUUUCAACCUUUUUCCUCAGGUUUUGUUCUAUUAAAACCCUCGCCCUUCCUCUGUUUCCUCCCCAAGAACCCACCACAAAGAAGACAAACAAAAAACCAGCUCCUCUGUUUUUUCUCUGCUCUCUUUUCCUCUUCCUCUGUUCCCUCUUUCAAUCCCAACCCUUUUCCUCAAAUUCAUCGGUCUUUCAAGGGCUUGAACUGAAACUUGAAGAGAAACAAAAAUGACCAACCAAAAUGUGGUUGUUUCUGAUGCGAAAGGUGUGGCUGUUACAGUGGCUGUUACAGUGACUGUUGCGAACCAGUCCAUGUUCUCUUCCUCUGUGCCGAAGCCAAGGACUGCUGAGGCAGGAGGAGGUGGAGGCUGCUUCACCAUUCCCAGGAACAUUAAGCUUUUGAAGGUUGAGACAGAAGGUGGAGCUGCCAGAGUCAAUGCUUGGGUUGACUCUCUGAGAGCUUCUUCUCCACCUCGUGUGAAAUCUGCCACUGAAACUGUGGAUUAUAGCUCUUGGAAUCUUCAUCAUCCUUCAGCUAUGAGCAUGUUCGAGGAGAUAACAAAUUAUUCAAAGGGCAAGCAGAUUGUGCUCUUUCUUGACUAUGACGGGACCCUCUCCCCCAUUGUGGAAGACCCAGAUCGAGCUUUCAUGUCCAGAGAGAUGAGAAACGCUGUGAAGGCUGCUGCUAGAUACUUUCCUACAGCAAUAGUCAGCGGGAGGUGCAGAGACAAGGUUCAUAGCUUUGUGAAAUUAGGAGAGCUCUACUAUGCAGGCAGCCAUGGGAUGGACAUCAAAGGACCAUCCAAAAGUAGCAAAUAUAAGAAUGGUAAUCAAGCAGUUCUCUUCCAACCAGCCAGUGAGUUCGUACCAAUGAUUGAUGAGGUGUGCAAAAUUUUAGUGGAGAAAACCAGAUCCAUCUCAGGAGCAAGGGUGGAAAAUAAUAAGUUUUGCUUAUCUGUACACUUUCGUUGUGUUGAUGAGAAGAGUUGGGCUGCUUUAGCAGAGCAAGUCAGACUAGUGCUCAAUGAGUAUCCAAAGCUCAGGUUGACUCAGGGGAGAAAGGUAUUAGAGAUCAGGCCAACCAUCAAAUGGGACAAGGGCAAAGCUCUUGAAUUCUUGCUAGAGUCAUUAGGAUAUGCGAAUUCAAAUGAAGUGCUACCAGUCUAUAUUGGAGAUGAUCGAACAGAUGAGGAUGCCUUCAAGGUGCUACGCGAUAGAGGACAGGGGUUUGGAAUUCUGGUUUCUAAAGUUCCAAAAGAAACAAAUGCGUCCUAUUCUUUACAAGAACCAGCAGAGGUUAAGGACUUUUUGUGGCGUUUGGUGGAGUGGAAAAGAUUGUCCCAACAACAAAGAAACUAGACUCGUAGAGAGGUGGCUUGAAAUAGAGAAAAAAAAUUGAUUGAAACCCACCCUAAAAUUUUGUCAAGGGUGGCUGAAUUAUCUACUCUAAUUUCUUUUCCAGUGGUUAUCAAUUAUUGAACUCGAUCCCAUAAUUAAUUUUGGAAAUUGUAUAUAA
Molecule: messenger RNA, 1544 nt
Organism: Prunus persica (peach)
Lineage: Eukaryota; Viridiplantae; Streptophyta; Magnoliopsida; Rosales; Rosaceae
Product: probable trehalose-phosphate phosphatase D
Exons: 12
Coding region: 257-1387 (376 amino acids)
Biological process (GO): trehalose biosynthetic process
Molecular function (GO): trehalose-phosphatase activity
Source: RefSeq, a predicted model, not a curated record